Messenger RNA from Cyclocybe aegerita, 1224 nucleotides. The record is from the annotation of a GenBank genome assembly. NCBI's taxonomy places the organism in Eukaryota, Fungi, Basidiomycota, Agaricomycetes, Agaricales, Hemipholiotaceae.
AUGACGCUGAGGGAGGAGAUCACCAAGCGAAAGGCUCGACUCAUGGCUAAGGGAUACACGCAAAUACCUGGACUUGACUCCGACCAGACGUAUGCCUCAGUUGCUCGCCUCGAGUCAAUGAGGAUGACAGCUGCCGUCAUUGCAUGCAAGCGUCUCAGUCCAUGGCAGAUUGACUAUGUUGCCACGUAUCUCAACAGUGACAACAAGUUCGAAGUGUAUAUGGAGCAACCCUGGCCGUUUGUAGGAGUGUACGACUGGGAGGACAAACUGUCAAGAACCUACAAGGGACUUGGAUACUAUCAAUCCCGUGCAGACCCCUGCGUUCGGCACCACCUCAUCAAUGGCCAGUACACCCUCACAUGCAUGUACACAGACGACAUCCUUGGAGGCUCAUCAUCCAUCCAGGAGAAGGAGAAGGCCAUUGGAGAGAUGGAGGAAUGCUACGAGGUGAAGAGGAUUGAGGGAACUGGGGGAGCAAAAGUCAUACUUGGGAUGGCAAUGACUCAGGACAACAAAAUGGGGGCAAUUACACUCUCCCAACAGAUCUUCACUGAGCGCAUGCUUGAACGCUUUGGGAUGUCAGACUGCAACGCGAAAUCAACACCGCUCCCCUGUGGAAUCGAGCUCUUGGAGCUCAAUGCCCCCCGCACAGAAGACAACACACUCUUUAUGAAGGACAAGCCAUACCGAGAGGCGUUAGGGUGCAUCAUGUGGCUACAAGCACUCCAGCACGUACUCGCAUAUGUCAAGGGCACACUUCACUACAAAAUCACCUAUGACCCAAACUCCCCUGAUGGCCUCAAUGUCUCUGGACAUUCAGACUCAGACUAUGCCAGCGAUCCUGACACGAUGCGCUCUACUGGCGGGUACAUCUUUGCCAUGGCAGGUGGACCAGUCGCAUGGAGCUCAAAGCGACAGGCAACCACUGCUUCCUCUACAACAGAGGCGGAGUACAUGGCACUGAACCGUGCCUGCCAACAAGCAGUGUGGAUGCAAGAAUGGAUGAGUGAGGCAGGCCUGGAACAAACAUUACCUGCAAAGAUCUACAGCGGCAACAAAGGCUCCAUCGACCUGGCGAAAAAUGUGAAGGGCAUCACAAAAGUGAAGCACAUCCACGUGAAGCACCACUACAUUUGUGAACAGGUCAACGAAGGUGAUGUGGAGGUCAUCAGGAUUCCAACAGAGUCAAAUAUCGCAGAUAUCUUGACAAAGCCAUUACCGUGA